This is a messenger RNA of Echinococcus granulosus, 1335 nucleotides long. RefSeq lists its product as hypothetical. The record is from RefSeq and is a predicted model, not a curated record. The transcript has a single exon. NCBI's taxonomy places the organism in Eukaryota, Metazoa, Platyhelminthes, Cestoda, Cyclophyllidea, Taeniidae. The coding region runs from base 1 to 1335 and encodes 444 amino acids.
AUGUCGAACCUUUUCCACCGCCUUCGCAACCUUUCGUAUGACAAAAUUGGGCUACCACGGUCGACAGGUCAGGACAGAGACGAUGCAAUCACUUCUCCUCCAGCGGCUACCACUGCUUUCGUAGGAGGUAGCCGUCUGACACGAGGCAGAACACUGGCAAGCGAAAUUGACUGGUAUAAGCACAGAGUGGAGGCGCUAGUGCAUUUCCUCGACCGAAUGGCACCGCAGUGGUGGGACCACAUGUAUCCAUUCGGCGAAAGUGGCAAAUUAGUUCGACGACCUAGCCGUACCGCUGAUAAUCUUCGUGCUACACAUAAUCGUCUGGUUGCCCGACUGACACGUCUCACACCGCGAGUGAUUGUAUCGUCAACAAAUGCUGUGAUGUCAAUUGAGGAGGCGGAGGUUGUUCCGAUCCUACCACCGAGUCUUAUGCGCGGCCGCUCUGCGACAAGAGCAGUGGAGGCACAUGUGAUUGGGAUGGAAAAGCAACUGGCUAUUGUAUUCACUUUUGUACGACGACUCAGCGAGAUUGAGCGCCUGAAGCAACAAAUGAUACUGUACACAAUGGACUGGAUCAAAGCAGACAGCAAUGACCAGCAAAUGCGUGCACAACGCCGUGGAAGGCUGGUCCAGCAUGUACAGCCCUGCCUAAUAGAAAAUCACGAGGGCGUAGCAGCACUCAUUCGACAUUACUUUCGCAGACGAUCAUACCCCAAGAAUGACGAGAAAAUCAAACAAAUUCUUGACUCGUCAGACGAUGCCAAGAUGCAGCUUAAGUACGCCUUCAGUGGGAUCACCGCAGAUAGUAUUUGUUCUACAAAUCGUCUUAUAAUGGAGCUCAUAAAAACUAGCCACCUGGAAGGCAUCUCGGGAGAAGCAUUUGAUGGAGAGACAGCGAAAAUGACCAACCGAUCUUCACAGCAACCACUUUUUGAAAACUUGAUAGGACCUUCGAUAAAGGAAGUGUAUGAAUGGACUAAGCGCUACAAAAGCGAUGAUGCAGAUCCUACCAGUAUAUCUACUGAGUGGCUAAAAUUUGGCAAAGCGGCCCUAUUUGGGGAAACUUUUGGACCGAAGAGCAUAAAAUAUGACCUUUACGAUGUUUCGGAGGAAGAAAAAGAGGAGGAGGAUGAUCUGGUCGGGAUUAGGCGACGUGUAUUAUCAGACCUGAGCCGACAUGAAGGCAAGGCAACCUCAACAGGAGUAGUUGGUGAUAGAGGCCAGCACCACCUGCACAAAUCCAUUUCCAUGAAUGUUAGACUUUCUGGAGACGAGAAUUCUAAUACUGCAGAGGGAUAUCGGUUAAGUAAAUACAGAUCAGGGAAAACACUGUAG